GCGACACAGUACACACACAUUUUCCCCCAAAAUCAAAUCACAUACCAAUAGGAAGUGAGAGAGACUUGGUCCUCUCCUCGCACGUUCGAUUCCCACUCCAUUCCAUUACCAUAAUCAAAACCCAAUUACCCCAAAUACCAAAAUUUGUGCUCUCACCAGUCACCACCAGAGCAAAGAAAGAGAGCCAAGCCAAGCAAAGCAGCUCAUAGCAUCACUCUCUCACACACACACACACGCAUACAGCACUCUCUCGCUUUCCAUCCCUACUUUCUCUCAUACCGUUAGUCCCAAAAUCAAACACCUUAACCCAAAAAUCCCUCUCUUUCUCAAAUCCCUUCUACAAUGCCAGCUUCCCCUUCCUUCCCUUCAGAGACCCGCACCAAAUGGAAGAAGCGAAAGAGAGAGCCCCAAAUCUACCGGAGGCAGAUGCACGACGAAGAAGACGAAGACGAAGAAGACAACCACCACGACGACCUAGACCCCCAAAACGACUCCGAGGACCCUCAAUCCGACGCCGUUCCGCUCGAUCCCAACGGCCUUAACGAGAGCGAGGUUUUGUCCGACGCCGGCGCCCGAAUCUCCGACUUCCCUCCGGUCGUCAGGCACGCCGUCAAUCGCCCUCACUCCUCCGUGCUGGCUAUUGCGGCCUUAGAGCGUGCCAAUGAGAGUGGAGACAGCAAGGGCCAGAAUUCGAUGGUUUUGGAGAAUGUUUCGUAUGGUCAGCUCCAGGCGCUUUCCGCCGUGCCUGCCGAUUGUCCCGUGUUCGAUCAGGACAGGAUGGAUGGCGCUGCCGCCGCCGCCGCAGCCGCCGCUGCCUAUGUGAUCACGCCGCCGCAGAUUAUGGAAGGCCGCGGGGUUGUCAAGCGGUAUGGGAGUAGGGUUCAUGUGGUGCCAAUGCAUUCAGAUUGGUUUUCACCGGCUACAGUGCAUCGACUGGAGAGGCAAGUGGUGCCACAUUUCUUCUCUGGGAAAUCACCAGACCACACACCAGAGAAAUACAUGGAAUGCAGGAACUACAUUGUCGCCAAAUACAUGGAAAAUCCAGAGAAGAGGCUCGUGGUCUCUGAUUGCCAAGGACUGGUAGCUGGUGUUGAUAACGAAGAUUUAAAUCGAAUUGUUCGGUUUCUUGAUCAUUGGGGAAUUAUCAAUUAUUGUGCUGUGGCACCAAGUCGUGAGCCUUGGAAUGGUGGGUCCUACUUAAGGGAGGAUCCAAAUGGUGAGAUCCAUGUGCCGUCAGCUGCUUUAAAGUCCAUUGAUAGUUUAAUCAAAUUUGACAAGCCCAAAUGUCGGCUCAAAGCAGCUGAUGUUUAUUCGUCAUUGUCAUCUCAUGAUGCUGAUGCCUCUAAUCUGGACAACAGAAUCCGUGAGCGUCUGUCUGAAAAUCAUUGCAAUUAUUGUUCUCGGUCUCUUCCCACUGUGUACUAUCAGUCACAAAAGGAGAUUGAUACACUACUAUGCUCUGAUUGCUUCCAUGAGGGGAGGUUUGUUACUGGCCAUUCUAGCAUAGAUUUUAUAAGGAUGGAUUCUACUAAUGAUUAUGGUGAUCCAGAUGGGGAAAGUUGGACUGAUCAGGAAACUUUACUACUACUUGAGGCAAUGGAAAUCUACAAUGAGAAUUGGAAUGAAAUUGCCGACCAUGUUGGUACCAAGUCUAAAGCACAAUGCAUUCUUCACUUUCUCCGUCUACCCAUGGAGAAUGGCCUACUGGAAAAUAUUGAAGUUCCAGGCAUAUCAUCCAACUCGUCAAAUGGAGAUGACCGUGGAAGAUCAAAUUCAAAUUAUAAUGGGGAUUCAGCAGGAUCCUGCCAUGAAGAUGCUGAUCCUGAAAGCAGACUCCCUUUUGCAAAUUCUGGGAAUCCAGUUAUGGCCCUGGUUGCCUUUUUGGCCUCUGCUGUUGGACCAAGAAUUGCCGCAGCCUGUGCCCAUGCUUCUUUGGCAGCAUUGUCUGAUGAGAAUGGCUUAUCUGCUUCUGGAAGCAUUAUACAGAUAGAAGGAUCUGGACAUGGUAAUAGGAUGAACUCAGAGAGUGUACAUGGCAGAGAAGGUGUUCGUCAUGGAGAAAUUGCAAAUUCAAUCCAUCAAAAAGAAGAGAAUUCAGGAGUACAUGGUUCAUGGGGUCAAAAUGAGGCAAAGAUUCCAUUAUCUGCAGAAAAAGUUAAAGCUGCUGCUAAAGCUGGCCUUGCUGCUGCAGCAACAAAGGCAAAGCUGUUUGCAGAUCAUGAAGAACGGGAAAUUCAGCGGCUAUCUGCUAAUAUCAUAAAUCAUCAGUUGAAAAGAUUGGAGCUGAAGCUGAAGCAAUUUGCUGAAGUGGAAACGUUUUUGAUGAAAGAAUGCGAACAAGUUGAGAGGACAAGACAGAGGAUUGCUGCUGAGAGGGCCCGCAUGAUAUCAGCUCGAUUUGGAUCUGCUGGGGCCACUUCACCAAUGAUUCUACCAGGUGUUGGUCCUUCCAUGGUUAACAAUAAUACCAGCAACAAUAGGCAACAAAUUAUAUCAGCUUCACCUUCACAGCCGAGCAUUCCGGGAUAUAAUAACAAUCAACCAGUCCAUCCCCACAUGCCAUUUAUGCCGCGGCAGCAAAUGUUUGGAAUGGGGCCAAGGUUGCCCAUGUCAGCAAUACAGCAGUCACCUACUUCAAAUGUCAUGUUCAACUCUUCAGGGAAUGUACAGCCUACUCUCAAUCAACCAAUGCUUCGACCUGUAUCUGGUACUAGCUCUAGUUUAGGUUAGAAAAGAGAACAUUAUAUGAGUUCUCAAUUUUAUGAUUCAAUUCCUUUUGGUGAUUCAUUUCUGCAUUGGAAACGAAAAGGGCAGAAAAAGGUUAAAUGGAUCAGCCAGGAAAUCUGCCUCACAUUUGUCUAUUUUUGAUUUAAACAGAAAUUAGAUGGGGCAGAUAUUGUAGGUCUUGUAAUUGUAUACUGUCAAAAAUAGGAAUUAGUUUCUCCCAAAGCAAAUUAUACUAUGAAAUUAGUGUUCGGAAUAGAUUUGGUUGGCUCAUCCUUGAAUUUAAAAAGUAUAUUCUUUCAUGUUGUUUUGUUUAGAACGCACGUUAUGAGAGGAAAGAUGUAUAUGUCUCUUGCAUAAAAUGUAGAACGGUUAUCAUAACUAACAACCGAAUGCAAUGUGUUGCACACGGUCUGUGCCCCAUGGUGCACGCAACACUGAGUGGGGUGGUUUUC
Molecule: messenger RNA, 3179 nt
Organism: Quercus lobata
Lineage: Eukaryota; Viridiplantae; Streptophyta; Magnoliopsida; Fagales; Fagaceae
Gene: SWI3C
Product: SWITCH/sucrose nonfermenting 3C
Exons: 9
Coding region: 343-2730 (795 amino acids)
Molecular function (GO): protein binding; zinc ion binding
Source: RefSeq, a predicted model, not a curated record